Molecule: messenger RNA, 511 nt
Organism: Myzus persicae (green peach aphid)
Lineage: Eukaryota; Metazoa; Arthropoda; Insecta; Hemiptera; Aphididae
Product: ubiquitin-conjugating enzyme E2 W-like
Exons: 5
Coding region: 1-423 (140 amino acids)
Source: RefSeq, a predicted model, not a curated record
AUGGCGAGUAAACCAUCAUACAAAAAUAAAAUCCAAAAAGAAUUGCAAUUAUUCAUCAUAGAUCCUCCUCCAGGAAUCAGUGUGGACGCUGCUCAAGCUGUACAAGAUCCCAAUAUAUGGAUUAUAAAUAUGCAAGGUGUAGAUGGUACUUUAUACGAAGGCGAACAGUUUCAAUUGAAUAUCAAAUUUGGUUCAAAAUAUCCUUUUAAACCACCAAAAGUUAAAUUUGUGGGUCAAAAUAUUCCUGUUUAUCCAUUUGUGUAUGAUAAUGGGCAUAUUCAUUUAUCUAAUCUUGCCGAUGACUGGUCACCAGUAUUGACUAUUAAAUCUGUUUGCCUAUCAAUUCAAUCUAUGCUAAGCUGCUGCAAAUACAAGAAAAAACCCGGACUAAAAGAAUUUUUUAGAAAAAGUUGCUACUUUUAAUCCAAGUACAUGUGAAGACACUAAGGAAAUAAAACAAAAUUCUAAAACUACCACGUCGGUACUAUUUUAUAAUAGUUCACAUUAAAAA